AUGAGCAAGGAUCAAGAUCAAAUCAAUCAUGGGGGCGCUUUCGAUCACAACUCGCCCCGCCCGCCGGUACCAGGCGAGGAAAAGAGCCACUUUUUGUCCGAUUGGGGCCCGGCAGAAGUCAAAUUUGCCAUACCAAACUCGCCUGUACCCAAGAAGAGAACUUUGGAGCUUCCUUUGGGCACCCGAUCGCCCCCCGCCUGUUUGCGGUGGGCUCAAUCCCUGCACGCCUUACUGCAAGAUGUCGAAGGUGUCAAAUUGUUUAGACAGUAUUUGGAAUCUGAAGGCAAGCAGCACGCUGAUGCUUUAGAUUUUUGGUUUGCUUGCCAGGGAUUGCGUAAGCAGCAAGGAUUGGACAAAAUCAUGCAGCUAGUUAAGUUGAUUUAUAAGAAAUUUUUCGUAAAAUCCGUACUUCCAGUAGCCGACGAGGUGCGUAAAGAAAUCGGACAAAUAGUUAAGUCUUCCCAGUGCCUUGAACCUCCAGUAACGCUCUUUGACAGAGUACAAGCUCAAAUCGAACAUUUGAUUGUCACUACUACUUAUCCGAACUUCCUCAAAAGCGACAUGUACCUGCAAUUUGUUGAGAAUGCGCAAAGUUCCACUAGUAGCAGCGGUAGCAACAGUAGCGAUUUUAGCAGUAGCAACGAAAUUUUAAAUCUGGCCAGCGCUUUGGAUCCCUUGCCAACUUUGCACGAAGACUCAGAGCUGAUUAUGAACCCGCCUGUGCUUCCGGGGUACCACACGCCAGGUGCCUCGGUGCGACUUACCAAAGACAUUUUGUUGAUGUCGCAAAGUCGCAGGGCUGUGGACAGGUCCAAGUCUGAAACUUUUGCCAGUAUGUUUGUUUAUCGCCAUGGCGCGCACGCUGCCUACAAUUCCUAUAACCCUGUCUCGAGACAGGACAGCGAGCUGCACAGUCUCAGUAGUCACUCUGAUGCCCGGACCGAGUCGGACAAUUUGUCUCUGACUGACAGUUCAGUUGAUGGUAGAUCCUUGGGUAGAACAACCAGACGUCAAACAGCCCUAAACCGUGAAGUGCACAUGAAUCAAAUUGUCAUCCCUCGCACACAAAGAGUAGACAAAACCCAAUGCCAACCCAUGGAUCCCGACAAAUUCGCCUCAAUACUAAUAGGCAAACUAGAAGCUGUCAAAAAACACCAAGACUCCAAAGAGCUAUUGGACAGAAAACUAAAAGAAGGCGAAUCACUACCGUCUACUAUUUUAUUGGACGACGAAAACGACCAAUCAAUUUUAGAUGAUCAUGUAUCAUUAGUAUUUCCGGACACACCAGCCAGAUCGCCAGGGGUGACUUCGCCGCACAAAAACCGCCACAUUUCCAGACGGCGCAAAGACGGUUCGAUAUUCAGCAGUGAUUCGGGCAACGUACAUGAUUUUGCCGAAGGCUCCGAGCACAAAUUCGCUAUGGUUAAAUCGAAAAGCAUACCAGAAUAUCCAGAUGAUAGAUUUGUCCGCAAUAGUGUAGGCCGUAGGUCUUCCAAAAAAGCCGAAUUGACAGAUAGUGGUGUGUCUGUAGUGUCUGACGCCCCGCCUGUAGCUGCUCAAGUCAAAGAUAGUAGAGUUACUGCAUGGCUUAUGUCCAAUCAUAACGAUAGUUUUGCCAAGCAACGCAGCUAUCGUACAAGCAGUGCUACUUCACCUAUUUCAAAUAGGCACAAGAAAGGUUUUGGUUCUAGAUCAAGUAGUGUAGAACGUAGCAGCGUUUCUGGUACUAAUUUAGAACCAAAAGCCACCAAUAGUACUUUGAAUCAGCUAGAAGAGGCUAGAAGAAGAUUGCUCGAAGAUGAUGUUAGGACUAGAACAAAGCAACGGUCAACUUCAAGUCGUCAUUAUCCGGAUUUGACUCAAAGCAGCCAAUCAACGUUGAGGAAAUCGCAAAGGGGUCCCAGGCCAUCGUUGCCUACUUCCCAAUCGGCUGACGAGUUGACUACGGUGGUAUUUUCGUUCUGUGACGAACAGUUUCCUUAUAGGACGAAAAUACCCGGUACUCAGAUCACCUUGAGGCAUUUCAAGGAUUAUUUGCCGAAAAAGGGGAAUUACAGAUUUUUCUUUAAAACCGUAUGCGAGGAUUUGGGCAAUCAAGUAAUCCAAGAAGAGGUGAGCAACGAUAGUGAUAUACUCCCAUUGUGGGAAGGGAAAAUAAUGGCUCAAGUUAAGCCUAUCGACUGA
Molecule: messenger RNA, 2184 nt
Organism: Ceutorhynchus assimilis (cabbage seed weevil)
Lineage: Eukaryota; Metazoa; Arthropoda; Insecta; Coleoptera; Curculionidae
Source: the annotation of a GenBank genome assembly